UCUCACUCACGCAUAAUGGCCUCCAAAACCUUCAUCAUUUUGUUCGUGAUCCUCUCGAUGUCAUCUGCCAUCGCUCAGAACGGAGAUGACUCGAAUCUCAUGCCGUGCGUUCAGAAGAUAUUGCCAUGCGAGCCAUACCUGAAGUCGACCUCCCCACCGGCCACCUGUUGCAUCCCGCUGAAGGAGGUCGUGGCCAAUGACCAGAAGUGCCUUUGCGCCGUCUUCAACAACCCCGAGCUUCUUCGGAACUUCAAUGUCACGCAGGACGAAGCCUUGAAGCUCGCCGCAGCUUGCCAGGCCAAUGCAGACGUCUCGAUCUGCAAGCCUCUUCUCGCCUCAUGGUCAUGGAAGGUUAAGGGUGCUCCAAUCGAUCCCCCUCCAGCUUAUAAAUCUGUUGUGGCUCAAACUGUGGCAGAGGAUUAUGGAAUCCCCGGCUGUCCCUGUCAUCACAAUUUGUUGGCCUUCACGGCAGCUGCUAGCGGUGAACCGACAGUAUGCGUGUUGGACGAGAUUGUUCAAUAA
Punica granatum (pomegranate) is the source of this 522-nucleotide messenger RNA. The record is from RefSeq and is a predicted model, not a curated record. NCBI's taxonomy places the organism in Eukaryota, Viridiplantae, Streptophyta, Magnoliopsida, Myrtales, Lythraceae.